Perkinsus marinus ATCC 50983 is the source of this 321-nucleotide messenger RNA. RefSeq lists its product as hypothetical. The record is from RefSeq and is a predicted model, not a curated record. Bases 1 to 321 code for a protein of 106 amino acids. The transcript has 2 exons. NCBI's taxonomy places the organism in Eukaryota, Perkinsozoa, Perkinsida, Perkinsidae.
AUGGCGAGGCUUGCUGUGAAGCAAUAUACCACCAGCGGUAGCCAGACCAUUCAGAGUGACGAGAAGGCUCAAUCGGCGUCUUCAAGCGAUGCGUCUCGGUACUUUGGCAACCGCACGCACAAGAAGAUAUGCUCCGGCUGCGGUUUGCCUAAUUUGUUGCCGGCGCCUCGAUGCAUUGCUUGUGGUAAGGUCGUGUCAGAUAGGGACAUAAGGCCGGUCGGCCAACACGAUCCUCUAAUAGAAGCCGUGAUGGUGGCCAAACCCACACUGGCAGCGAAACUCAAACAGAAUUAUAGACCGCAGAGGUUGAGUCGGUUGUAA